UUGCACACUCGCGCUCAGCAAAUAACAAAAUAACGCAUUUUAGACUUUUGUGCAAUAAAGAUUAUUCUCUAGCGUUUCUUUUAAUAAAAAGGCUGCGCAGAAUAUAACAUCCUACAGCAGGAAAUAUGUGGACAGUUACAAAGCCCGGAUAUAAGAACCGCAACAGCUUGGACAUCAGGGAUGAAGCCGAGAUAGUCGUGAACAUUGGUGGGUUGAGGUUAGUUUUGUACGGGGAUGUGCUUAACCGCUACCCUGAGAGUCGACUUGCAGAACUUAUCAACUGCUCAACUAGGAAUUACGACAUUAUAUCCUCACUUUGUGAUGACUACGACCUAAGUAAAAGAGAGUUUUACUUCGACCGGGAUCCUGACGCAUUCAAGUGUAUAAUUGAUGUUUAUUACUUCGGCGAGAUUCAUAUCAAAAGAGGUAUCUGUCCGAUUUGUUUCAUUAAAGAGAUGGAAUUCUGGAAAAUUGACCAAAGCCACCUGGAUGAGUGCUGUAAAAGUUACCUGACUGAAAAAGAGGAAGAGCUGGCUGAGAUAGCCGACAAAGUGAAGCUUAUAUUAGAUGACAUAGAUGGGAAUUCUUCAGUUAAUCGCUCAGAGCGGUGGCAAAAGUUCAUUUGGAAAAUGAUGGAGAAACCCGAGUCCUCGUUGUCAGCGCGCGUAAUCGCCAUCGCAUCUUUCCUCUUCGUCCUUUUGUCGUCAAUUGUGAUGUGCGUGGGGACCAUUCCAGAAGUUCAAGUGGAGGACGGAGAGGGUAAACGUCUGGACCACCCGACGCUGGAGGCCAUCGAGACAGCCUGCAUAGGCUGGUUCACCAUAGAGUACCUGCUGCGUUUUCUGUCCUCCCCAAACAAGCUGCACUUUUUCCUAUCUUUUAUGAAUAUAAUAGACUUUAUGGCUAUCAUGCCCUUCUACUUGGUGCUGACCCUUACAUAUCUGGGUACGGCCAUGAUGGAUUUAGCCAAGGUCCAGCAAGCUGUACAAGCGCUUCGCAUCAUGCGUAUCGCCCGGAUCUUCAAACUGGCGCGCCAUUCCUCUGGAUUACAAACUCUCACAUAUGCCUUGAAGAGGAGUUUCAAGGAGCUGGGGCUGCUCCUUAUGUACAUGGGCAUAGGGAUCUUCGUCUUCUCAGCAUUGGGCUACACCAUGGAGCAAAGCCACCCGGAGACCCUCUUCAGUAGCAUCCCACAGUCCUUCUGGUGGGCUAUUAUCACCAUGACGACCGUAGGUUAUGGAGACAUUUACCCCAAAACAGCGCUCGGUAAGUGCAACGCAGCUAUCAGCUUCCUCUGUGGGGUGAUAGCUAUUGCGUUGCCUAUUCACCCCAUUAUCAACAACUUCGUGAUUUUUUACAACAAGCAGAGAGUUCUCGAGACAGCGGCAAAGCACGAGCUGGAGCUAAUGGAGUUGCAGUCAGGCGAGGACGCGAGGAAAACAGCGCGGAAGACCGGCGUAACCGGUGCUUUGGAAAGCUCUAUGCGCACUUCCCAUAGUGAUAAUUGUAUACCACUUCUCGAAAAGUCGACCUGGACUUUGAAGUCAAAAUAUUAUUGUUCGGGAACGGAAUCCUCUUAACUUUGCAA
Messenger RNA from Esox lucius (northern pike), 1588 nucleotides. RefSeq names its product potassium voltage-gated channel, subfamily F, member 1b (gene kcnf1b). Bases 126 to 1580 code for a protein of 484 amino acids. Gene Ontology annotation, biological process: protein homooligomerization; potassium ion transmembrane transport. NCBI's taxonomy places the organism in Eukaryota, Metazoa, Chordata, Actinopteri, Esociformes, Esocidae. The transcript has a single exon. Gene Ontology annotation, molecular function: voltage-gated potassium channel activity. The record is from RefSeq and is a predicted model, not a curated record. Gene Ontology annotation, cellular component: voltage-gated potassium channel complex; membrane.